AUGGGUGUCAUUUCCACUCAUCCGGCUAUCUUGCUGCUGAUCAUUUCUUUAGGUCAGAGCCGCGGUAACAUCGACGUGCGGUUCAUCGCGCCGAGCGCUGCUUUCGAAGGCGAACGGUUUGUUUCCUUCUUCAGGGAAUACCAAACGACGGAGGAUCGACGCUCGUACCUGCAAGCAGCCCGGGAGCAAGGAUAUACCUGCUCGAUGCUCGAGCAUAACUACCAGGAGGCUGUCGGCCUUUUCUGCGCCAAGACCCCCACGACAACCUAUACCGAUGUCCCAAAGAGCGCGAAAGGUCUCCGAGCUACUCUGGCCAACGUCAGUCUUCGAGCUUGGUUACCAAGCUUGCUCUGCCCGACGCGGAUGACCGACGAACUUAGCGUUGACAACAAUGACUACGACGAUACGAUCGACCACAAGGCUUGUUGCGAGGCGGUCGAGGAAGCUUUGGCGACCCAGCUGUUUGCCGAGGCGACUCUGGUGUACGACGGCGAAAAAAACGUCAUGAGAGCUACCGUGGACGAGGUGCCGUGGCUAAAGGUGCUCCAGAAUUUCGUGGGGCCGAGGGUUGCGUCCAACUUCCACCCCUUGGACUGUUCCAUGGCUUCUAUCGCUCUCGCUUCCGAGCAUGCCAAGAUUCAGCUGUUACCGGCCCUUCGAACCCUUGCCGGCCAGAACCAACCUCUUUCAUCAACAGCGACAAUCGCAAACGUUGCUCUAGAUGGUGCCGGAGGUAAAAACUCCGUAUCCUCACGGAGCAUCGCCAUCAUGAAGCAAUUUUCAUCAUCACCGGUUCCUGACGAAGAAAUCGAAUCGCCAACGACAAAUGACAGCAUUUUCGCCACAAACAGGCAAGCUUUAUCAUCGGUGUCUUCGUCGGCGAUGCCUUCUGCCGGGCGGAUUGAGAGUCUCCUCGCCCUACUCGGCGGUGGACACGAACGCAGUGGCAUGGGCAUAACGCCACCUUUUCUGCAUAUGAAGCACCCUAUGCCACAAGGGCGCGUGAGCGGCGGAGUGGUGAAAUUUGCGGUCGAGGUUUUCCUGGGAGCGGCGCUGAGGACGAGUCUGCUCGCAGCAGCCACCACCAACGACGGAAGCAGCAGCAGCGGAAGCGGAUACAGGAGGGUGGGGGGGGAUAAGGGGAUGGAGCCACCGCUUUCUGAUUAUGAUCGAUGCGUCAUUCGUGCGGUUGUGGAUGGCUCAACCUCUUCCACCAUCCCCAUUGACACAGCGGAUGUUUUCAACAAUGACGGCGAAACCGCUGUGGUCAUGCAGACGGCCAUUAUCCCAACUUACGACCAAAAUCCCCGCUGCAGUGAGCACCCAGCAAAGGCGUCGGCGGGGUGGAGUGCCUGGGCCCAAAACGAAGACGUAUGGCGCGUUGACGCCAGGGCUGUAGACAGAGUUUGCACACGAGAGGCGUUCGGUGCACACCACAUCCACGGCGAGCUGGCGUGUCGCCGGUACCAGCACGGCUACGGAAAGCCCAACCAGUUAAGAACAGAACCGAUCGUCCAGGGCAAUGCAAACGAGGGGGAAAGGGGAUCGUCGGCGCCAUCCCCACGAUUGGAAUCGAAUAUGGAGGCGCCGGCAUGGGAAGUGUUGGCGACUUCUGCAAUGGUCGAAUAUUUCCACACGGGCCACCUGGCGGAUAUUCUGUCAUCGUCUCCUUGGGUAGCACCGUCGGGAGGAGAAAGUCGUGACAACAAGGGCAAACACAAGAGCGACGGUUCGAAAGUCUCGAAUCCGCUUUUCGAUUCGCCCCCGGAAGAGAUUUCUGUAACGCUUUAUCUCGAAAGUGACCCCGAUGAGACCUUCGUGGUUGUGGCCGUACCCAGGUGGCUCUCGGAUGGAGAGGUAUGGGAGGCGGCGUUCGGCACUUGUUCAAAGGCUUUCGGACCGUUCCAAGGAUACCUAGUCAACGUUAACGACUGCGUCGAUUUGGUCACCAGCGCGAUCACGGCUAAGAGGGUGGACCUAUUCAACAUCAUGUCACAACCAUUAAUAGCCUACUUGAGGAGCGUAUGCCCCAGCUACAACUUCGAGGGACAUACGGGUGGGUUUCUGCAGAAAGUCGAAGCCCUUGGAGCGUUGUGGCGGGACGGCGGCGAUCGCGUGAAAAAGAUUUGCGAGGUGAAUGAAGAACCCUCCUUUUUGAUGAGGUUCGAUCUGGGUGAUCUGAUUUUCGGUAUCAAGGUGGGCUUUAACGCUGGGCACAGCUCCCUCAACUGGCUGCUUCACUCGCACCCUUCGACCAAGAUCUUGGCCUUUGAUUUGGGCGAACACCAAUACAUGAAGCACGCCCUCGACUACAUGCAGGUACUAAUCGGAGAUUCUUCUGUGACCAUCCCGGCAUACGUGGUGGCAGAAGAUGCCGCUGGCAGAGAACCUCAAGCAUGCAACAUCCUUUUCGUCGAUGGCGAUCACAGCGAAGGCGGUGCCUACGCCGACCUUGUCAACUUCCGGGUGUUGGCUAGCAGGUGA
Ectocarpus sp. CCAP 1310/34 is the source of this 2484-nucleotide messenger RNA. Lineage: Eukaryota; Phaeophyceae; Ectocarpales; Ectocarpaceae. The record is from the annotation of a GenBank genome assembly.